CAAGUUAUGACAGCGUUGCCAACGUAAGGCAACCCGAAUAAAUAUGAGCCACUGAGGGUUCACAACUGAGAAACAGAAAUGGAUAGUAAUUAGUGAGGUCGCUGCAGUCGCUUUUCUCUCUCACUUCGCACAACAGUGUACGUACCUGAGUAGUGCGAGAUCAGACAGCUAAGGAGGUAGGACGUUAUAAAAUUCAGCGUAGCAUCCGGACAAGUGCCAUACCGUAUUAUUUCGACAGUCUAUGAUUAUAAUUUAUUCGAAACGUCAUCGCGACCCUGGGUAUUUUAUAAAGUAAUCCAGGAAAGAGCUGAAAACGCUAAGAUGUCCCAGUUAAGGGAUGUCGUCGAGCAAAAAGGACCCAAUCAAACCGUGUGCUACGACAGCGAAACGAAUUUGAUUUUAGAUGACCUUUUCAAAGCUGCAAUGCUCCCGAGAGACAGUCAAGUGCAAUUGGGUGGGCCUCCUAUGAGACUUCGAAACCUCCCACGAUCUUUUUUUCAGCCACCAGAAGGAGGAUCAAAAUCUGCUUCUCACAGCAGAGAAUCGAGUUUUGAAGGAACAUUCUCACCUCCGUCUUCCGUUGGGCCAAGUUCGACAGCACCGUCGCCUCGACAGCAAGCAAGUGGUUUAACCGUAAGUCACCGUCAUACACAUUCUUCUCCAGCUACACUGCAGCAAAGCUACAAUCAAAACACUCCCCAAAAUCAACAUUUGAGACAACAGAGUGCUGACAGUACCGAUAGUGUCCCUCUCCCUCCAGGGUGGGAGAUGGCAAAAACGUCAUCAGGACAAAGAUACUUCAUAAAUCAUGAAACAAAAUCAACUACAUGGACAGACCCACGUAAGAACCUCAGUGUUGGAUCCUUGACCAUGCCAAGAAAUACUAAUACUUUGAUGUCUACAUCUGCUCCAAAUCUACCACCUAUAAACCUGGGUCCCCUGCCAGAAGGAUGGGAGCAGGCAUUUACUCCAGAAAGUGAAGUGUAUUUUAUCAAUCAUAAUGACCGUACCACAAGCUGGUUCGAUCCACGAUUAACUCUCAAUCUUGGAAGAUUACCACUAAUGCAUCAUCCUCAUCAUGGUCAACAGCCACCAUCCAUGCCUUCUCUGCAAGAGCAACAAUCACAGGUGCAAGCCAAUUCUUCAGGAACCCAGUCUCUUGCUCAGAACAUUUCAGCAGCUGCUUCCAUAUCAGCAGCAGUUACCACCUUGACAGGAGCAGUGAAUAACCAGUUGAGUCUUCAACAGCAGCAGCAACAACAACAAAAACUAAGGCUCCAGAGACUUCAGAUGGAGCGAGAACGUCUCAGACUCAGGCAGCAAGAAAUACUUAGGCAGCCGACCUCCCUUGGAAAUUCCAUGCUUAAUGAAAUGAUGUUAAGAAGGAAUUUAGUGGAAGAAAAUCCCAUGAUUCCAAAAUCUCCAACUGUAACCACAAUGGACAUGACUCCUAUUUGCACAACAGGUAUAGACCCUCUCCUGGGAAGCUCCAAUCAGCAUGCUCGACAAGGAAGUGAGGACAGUGGACUUGGUCUUGGUACCAGCUAUAGUGUACCUCACACUCCAGAGAAUUUCCUUGGAAGUUUAGAAGAUACGAUGGAUGGUGGAGGAAGUGAUAUCAAUAUAGAAGGACUCCAGAGCACCAAUCUGAACCUGGGCAGUGAAAACAUGGAUUCUGAUGACUUAGUACCCAGUAUACAGUGUACAGUGUACACUCUAGAUACUGAUGAUGCCAGCUCCAUACUGACCAGACGGAACUCCAUUUUAUUGGAGUGACCAGGUGGACACUCGGCCAAACAGGAAGAACUCACAGAAGAAAUCCUCUCAGAUAUGGAGUCACUAUUGACCUCCAAUAAGGACAAUAUACUGACAUGGUUGUAACCUUGGGUAACCCCCAAAAUUGAUUCGUCAAGUGUUUUUCCUCCAUAUUAUCACCUUGUAACUACAAAUGCAUUAUAGUAUUCGUACAAGGUUCAUUCAAAACACAUGUAACAUUUCUACCUAAAAUAGUUAUUAUUAAAAUUUCUUAUAAAAACAAUCCAGUGAUAUAGAUGAAAACUGAAUAAACAUUUAGAUUAAUGUAACCAUUUAUGCAUAGCAACAUGAAAAUGACAUAAGUCAAUAAUCAAGAAAAACAAAACACAUAAUGAUAAAAUCAUUAGUUGGGUUCUUUUGAUUAAUAAUAUUUUUUUGCUAUUCUCAUCACAAUAAUAUUUGUCUAAUUUAGGUUAGCUUAGGUUAGUCAUUAUCCCAGGAACUAAGAUAAAAAUGCAAAAUAAUCUAAAUGUUAAAAAUGUAAUGAAAAAUAAAAGCACUUAAAAUGAUUUCAAACAUUAUAAAUAAUAAUAUUAAUGAAAUUAAUUUUUGGAAAAAUGAGUUGUGUCAUUACUCACAGAAGAUAUUUAUAAACAUUAAUGUAUUUGCAAUAGUGCAUAUCCAGCAAAUGAAAACUGAUCAAAGAUACAAGAAGGGCUAAAAAAUCAUAAACUAGCUUCUUGUAUGGAGAAUUAUACCAAUUUUCUGUUACUGAUUCCUUACAAAAGCAUUUUACUAAGAAUGCACAAAUUACACACACACACACACAGAGGGAUUCCAUAUCCUUUUUUUUUUGUUCAAAGUAAAGUUUUCCAUGAGAGUCAAGAGAAGUAUCCAGUAACUACCAUUAUUUUGCUGUGUGGAUAUGACUAUGUUUGGAAUGCAAAAUAUGGAGAAACAAGUACCAAGGAAAUAACAUCAGCUGGGUAUUAAAAUACCAUUCAUUCAGUGUAACCAAAUGUCACAAUAACCAUUUUAAAUUGGGUGUACUGUUUGUUAAAGUUGUUUACAUAAAACACUUGUUUGUUUUUAAGUCUGAACACUAAAAUUCAUGUUUGCACUUUUAAGAAUAUGUUACGUCUCUGUUUGUUAAUUGAUUUUUCCGUAACUUCGUUCCAACGAAACUUUAAUGA
Limulus polyphemus (Atlantic horseshoe crab) is the source of this 2948-nucleotide messenger RNA. Its product is annotated as transcriptional coactivator YAP1-like. The coding region runs from base 322 to 1776 and encodes 484 amino acids. The record is from RefSeq and is a predicted model, not a curated record. Gene Ontology annotation, biological process: hippo signaling; positive regulation of transcription by RNA polymerase II. The transcript is spliced from 9 exons. Gene Ontology annotation, molecular function: protein binding; transcription coactivator activity. Gene Ontology annotation, cellular component: nucleus; cytoplasm. Lineage: Eukaryota; Metazoa; Arthropoda; Merostomata; Xiphosura; Limulidae.